Messenger RNA from Magallana angulata, 1294 nucleotides. RefSeq names its product dynein light chain Tctex-type protein 2B-like. Bases 376 to 1020 code for a protein of 214 amino acids. The record is from RefSeq and is a predicted model, not a curated record. Gene Ontology annotation, cellular component: cytoplasmic dynein complex; cytoplasm. Lineage: Eukaryota; Metazoa; Mollusca; Bivalvia; Ostreida; Ostreidae. Gene Ontology annotation, biological process: microtubule-based movement. Gene Ontology annotation, molecular function: dynein intermediate chain binding. The transcript has 3 exons.
CUCACCUACUAGCGGAGAUUUAAAUAUUUAAUCGUCAGCUGUGUUUACUUGCAGUAACUGGCAACUGACGGAACAUCAUCUAAUAUCCAGGGAGAUUGCCGCUGCUCGGAUAAGUAUAUACCUGCAUACCCAUUCCACAGUGUUAUUUUGGAUUGGAUUAACGGUCGUGCCAGGAGCUGGGCAGGCAAGAGACAUUCGGACCACAAAAGGAUUAUAUGUACACGGCAAAACAGGUCCCUGUGUUAAUGGACGAAAAAUGAGGCAGCAUUUCUCAGAAAUUUGUUAUUAACAACAUAAAAGUAAACUUAUUAGAAUAACUUAGCAAAGAUCAGCCCCAUUAUAUAAAGUGAGAUAUACCCAACAUCCCUUGGCAACAUGCUCGCCAAAAUGAAAGCCAGCGCUGAGCAGGACAUCGAGAAGAAGAACGCCGAUCUUAAACCGGUGCUCAUUACCGAGCGGAAGCUCAGCGCUUAUGAGCGGAAGGAGAAAGACAAUGUCAGCAUCAGCGAUAAGCCACGGAACAGCAUCGCUGUUCCCGCCAAACGGCCACCCCCAAAGGCGGCCCAGCCCCGGGGGUCUCUGUCCGGAAUGCUGGCCACCAAAAAGUUCUUCAAAAGGUUAUCAAAGAAGCAGCGUGCGGCAUCCACGGUGUCGGUUCCUGUGAAGCAGUAUGAGCCGACCUAUCGCAUGGAACCCAAGGAACAUUACAAUGAGAAGACUGUUUAUUCUAUCGUGAAGGAACUUAUUGACGAGAAAUUAGAGGGAAUGAUUUAUAGCAAAAAAUACUCGGGAAAUCUCACGAAGAUCAUUAGCAACCAGAUCAAAGAGAAAGUGAAAGCGCUUCACUACGACCGCUAUCGGAUUAUUUGUAAUGUGAUGCUGGGUGAGAAUCGUGGGGCCACGGUUCUGGCCACGAGCCGAUGUGCCUGGGAUCCCAAAACGGACGAUUUCACAUCAUACUCGUUUCAGAGUAAACAUCUAUUUUGCAAUGUGUCGGUGUUCGCGGUAUAUAAGGAAUGAAUAGAGGAGUUGUUUAUUUGUAUUCCAAAUUAAAGUUAUUUACAAGGACUAGAGCUUGUGAAAUCCCGCUCAAAGACUUUUUACAUAUUUUACAUGUAGAUUUAUAGAGGGUUCAACGAAGACGCUUUAACAUGUCAUUUUUCUUGAUAACUAUGAUAUUAUAUUUCAUUUAAUUACACUCUUGAUCGUACAUUUGUACGAUCUGUAUUUUAUUCACAAACCAUAUACAUGUAUAUUCAAAUAUGUGAUAUUGAAUAAAUCGUAUUUACGAUAA